Molecule: messenger RNA, 507 nt
Organism: Trichoderma asperellum CBS 433.97
Lineage: Eukaryota; Fungi; Ascomycota; Sordariomycetes; Hypocreales; Hypocreaceae
Source: RefSeq, a predicted model, not a curated record
AUGGGUGGCGGAGAUUUGAACUUGAAGAAAUCGUUCCAUCCCGGCCUGCGGCGGAACCAGCAAGCCGUCUACGAUGAAGAACAAAAGGCACUCGCCGAGCGCAAACGCACUCAGCAACGCAUCAAUGAGAUCAAAGAGGAACGCGCCAAAGAAGAUCUCCAGAGGCAGCUGGAGGCGGCGGGAGGCAAGAAGAGGGUAGAUCGCGUCGACUGGAUGUACCAAGGCCCUACAGAUGGCCAGGCCGGCACAACCGAAGAGACAGAGGCCUAUCUGCUGGGAAAGAGGAGAAUCGACAACCUCAUCAAGGGCAACGACAACAAGAAGCUCGAGAAGGCUGCUGGACAGGAGAGUUUCAUUGCGCUGCAGAAUGCCAACAGCGCGCGCGACACGGCGGCCAAGAUCCGUGACGAUCCUCUGCUGGCCAUCAAGCGCCAAGAACAGGCCGCGUACGAGGCAAUGAUGAACGACCCGAUCAGACGCCGCCAGCUCCUCUCAUCGAUGGGCGUA